Molecule: messenger RNA, 714 nt
Organism: Bombyx mandarina (wild silkworm)
Lineage: Eukaryota; Metazoa; Arthropoda; Insecta; Lepidoptera; Bombycidae
Source: RefSeq, a predicted model, not a curated record
AUGAGGGCACUCAUAGCUAUAGGAGUGUUAUGUUUGGUUGCUUUAUGUGCCGGUGACGAGUCCAAGGAUCAGUCCGUGGCGGCCAGUGGUCACCACCAUGAGCAUGGUGGUGGUCAUGAUCACCAUGCGCAUCACCAUCACGACCAUGGUGGUAAGGGCGGUAAAGGUCACAAAGGACAUCACCAUCACCACAAGGGCGAUCACGGACACCAUGGCAAGCAUCAUCAUGAAGAACAUCACCACGAACACGGAGGCGGGCACAAGAAACAUUGGGAUGAACAUGACGACCAUGGUGAACACCACGAGCAUGGACAUCACCACAAAGGUGGCAAGCACGGCCAUCACGAACACCACGACAAAGGUGAACACACUGACGGCUACCACAAGAAGUACCACAAGGAUCAUUUCCACAAGGAUCAUCACUUCCAUGACGGCCACCACGAUGAAGGCAAGCACCACAAGCACGGACAUCACCACAAACAUCACGAAGACCACGGCGGCCACCACAAGAAGGGCGGUCAUCAUCACUCCGGCCACCAUGACGAUCAUUACGGCAAAGGCGGACAUCACGACAAGCACCAUUACGAUGAAGGACACCAUGAGCACAAGGGUCACCAUGGACAUGAAGGGCAUCAUCAUCAUCAUGGCGGUCAUGGCAAGAAGGGAGGUCAUGAUGACCAUAAAGACUGGGGAUUCCACCAUGGCAAACACUAA